Molecule: messenger RNA, 795 nt
Organism: Theobroma umbraticum
Lineage: Eukaryota; Viridiplantae; Streptophyta; Magnoliopsida; Malvales; Malvaceae
Source: RefSeq, a predicted model, not a curated record
AUGCCGAUUCCUGUGAAUGAAGUCAUAAAACCAAUAAUCAAUGGGGUGUUAAGCAUCAUGAAAGCAUGUGCUAAAACCGAAACUGUUAGAAGGUUUCUGUUCACAUCAUCUGCAGGAACUAUGGAUGUUGCAGAACACCAAAAGCCCUUCUAUGAUGAAACCUGUUGGAGCGAUCUUGAAUUUAUCCAGGCCGAAAAAAUGACUGGUUGGAUGUACUUUGUCUCCAAGACCAUGGCAGAGCAAGCUGCCUGGAAGUUGGCUAAAGAAAACAACAUCGAUUUUGUCAGCAUAAUACCACCUUUAGUUGUUGGUCCAUUUAUUAUGCAGUCGAUGCCGCCAAGCCUCAUAACUGCACUUUCUCCCAUCACUGGGAAUGAAGCUCAUUACUCGAUCAUAAAACAAGGCCAGUUUGUUCAUUUAGAUGACUUAUGCAGUGCUCAUAUCUUUCUGUUCAAGAAUCCUAAAGCAGAGGGCAGCUACAUUUGCGCCUCUCACCAUGCUACCAUUCUAGAUAUUGCAAAGAUGCUUAGAGAAAAAUACCCUGAAUACAAUGUUCCUUCCGAAUUUCGAUUGAAUUACCAGAAUUUCGAUUCCGGGCCUGAUGAGACAAUUGUGGUCACGUUCAAGGACGUGGAUGAGAGCCCGAAGAGUGUGGAAUUCUCUUCAAAAAAGCUCACGGACUUGGGAUUCGAGUUUAAGUUCAGCUGGGAAGACAUGUUCACAGGAGCUGUUGAAACAUGCCGAGAAAAGGGUCUGCUUCCUCUUUCCAAUGAGAAGAAGAUCGAUAUAAACUAA